Messenger RNA from Durusdinium trenchii, 2847 nucleotides. The record is from the annotation of a GenBank genome assembly. Lineage: Eukaryota; Dinophyceae; Suessiales; Symbiodiniaceae.
AUGUCACCUCAACCAGACAUGAUCAGCUUCCAUGGGUGGACCAGGUUGAAUGAAACCUCCUUCCUUCUAAAAGUGCAGGAAAGCAGCGGCUUUCAAAAGCUAAUUGGAAGCUACAGCAAAUCGUUUGGUGUGCCUCUGGAUGACAACAACCUUCAAGGCUUUGCUGAGGAGAUGUGCAGGUGCUGCUUGAGAGAAGCAGAUGAUGUGAUGUUCGAUGAUGGCCCGCUGGCAGCAGCUCUGCAAGAGGUCCAGCACUACAAACAGAAGCUGAAUGAGUGCAACCUAGCAGCGGUCAAGCAGAUUGCGGCAAUGAGAGAUGGAUGCCACUUGAGUGAAUCCCUCAAAGAAGACACUGUGAACUUCCAUGAGCCAUUAACCUUCAUGGAUGAGGAGCAGCAGAGGCUUGUCAUCGCUGUGGUUUGCGACAAGAUCCGACAACUUCAAAACGGGACUGCACCACCAUCCCUUGUGGAAGCUUUGACGCGAUAUGCAGAAACCAUUGUGAAGCAGGAAGAGGCUGCAGGUUUGGAUGAGAUCCUGGAAAUUCAGUCUGGUCUCCAAAAGGUUCGCAUUCAGAAGAAGGCUGUCCAAGUGAGGCUUGAGUAUGCUGAGUCGGAAAGUUCAAAGCUUCGCAAAGAAUUGGAGGAGGUGAGAAGCACCUUGGCUGAUACAACCAAAGCCUUUGAGGAACUGAAAGAGCAGGAACCCACCUGGCAAGAAAGUUUGGAGGAGCUUCGGGACUUGACCGAACAUCAAAAGGCUGAGCUAGACCAGCACCGUGAGCACAUUGAAAAUUUGAUGUCCGCAGUGGAGCGGCGUGAGAAGAUCAUCCAAGAGCACGCAGAAGAGACACAUCAGCUCCAAGAAGAGCUUACCACUGAGCGUAGCUCCAGAGAGGCAUUGCAAGCAGAGCUUGCAGAGGUGCAGAAGGUGUCCGCGCAGCGACAUGGUCAGCUGGAGGAUCUACGUUGUGUAAUGCGAGGAAUUGAAAUUGAGCUGAGCUCUUGUGAAGAGAAAUGUCAUCAGCAGCAGAUGGACCAAGAACGCCUUCAAGAGGAGCUGAAACAGAUGGAGGAUGAACACUUUUGUGAGCGGCAGCGCCUGCAGGAAGAUCUGGAACGUCUUUUUGAGCAGCAUGCUUCUUUGACACAAGAGGCAAAUGAAAUGAGGGAGGAGCUUGACAGAAGGAACAACACAGAAACCCAAGAGACUCAAACUGAGACAGGUGGACCAGUAUUGCAGGAACUGCUGGGAGACGGCAACCGGCUUCGAGUCAUGAUUGAGGAGUUGCAGAUGAAGUUUCGAGAUGUUUUGGAAAGGUACCGACAGAAGUUUGGCAGUAAAGCAAAGGAGCUGGCUGCAGAGACUGGCAUGGAUGAACUUCUGAGAGAGGAGACUGCCUUUCAGCGUCUAUAUGAUGACGGCCUUCUCCGUGUUCAGCGUUUGGAGAAGUUGCGGGAGAAAGUGCGCAAAGAACGGAGCAGGCUUGGCUUUAUGGACAAAGCUGAGGCGUCUGUUCUAGCUUCAGUGGAGCAAAGUGACCUGAAAGGUGCAAGGCAGAUCUUGGCGGGAACAGAGAACAAAGAGAGCAAGGUCAGUGAGAAGGGCAAUGGCCACAACCGCGAUGAGGUCUUGGGCUUCUGUGCCAACACAGCCAUCGAGCGGCUUCUUGACUGCGCUCAGAUCCAUUCCCGCUCAGAGUACGAGGAAAUUGCUAACACAGCAAUGGGCAGAGGAGGUAAGCUUGCCAUGGCAUUUGUCAUCGGCAUUACGACCUUUAUUGCCUCGUUGAGCUAUUUAGCUGCUGCCACGGAGCUCCUGGUCUGUGUGGUGUUUGCAUUCUUAACUGGCGAAGACAUCAACAAGAGAGGUGGCUCCACAGCCAUUCUCAGCAAGACCAAAAGAGCCAUCGUGUUGCUUAUUUUCGUGAUCAUCUCAAUGCCGAAGCUGCUGAAGAGAUCGAUGGGAGACAACGCCUACAUUUCGAAGAUUGGUGUCUUUUCCAUGUCUGCAGCCGCUAUAGUAUUUGUUGGAAACUGUGUGGUGGUUCUUUCAGAAGGCUGCCAAGAGGAGCCUUGCCCAAAGCCUCCUCCUUUAGUUGGCGGCAACCCUCAAGAAGUUCUUGAGAACAUGGCUACGCUGGCAUUCUCUUUCUCUAUGGUUUUUGCCGUUUUUCCAUUGGUUGGGGAUAAAGCUGCAGCAUGCGGGUCAGUGGAAUCUGCUGCGCAGUCAAUGCGGGCUGUGGUCCGAACAAGCAUAGCCUUCAGUGUUUGCAUCUACUUGCUCGUGGGCUUGACCGGGGCAUUUGCCUAUGGUGCUGACAUCAGGAAGCUGUCCCUGCAAAACUUGCCAAUUGAGUCCCCGCUUCCACAGGUGACUUGCGCAGUGGCCGGAGUUUGUUCGCUUCUCCUCGUGGCCAUUGUGGGAUUUCCAUGUAUCGAGUCAAUCGAGCUCUUCUUCAAAAUGGCCCGCCCUGACAGCAGCAGAGAUGUGCGGGUGGCCAUUGUUUGCAUCGUUGGGAUUGCCUGUGUUGCAAUCGAUGCAUUCAUCGAUACCAAGAUUGCCUUUGCUCUAACAGGUGCGCUGGGCUUGUCACUUGGAGCCUACGUCAUGCCAGCACUGUUGUACCUACGACUGCGGGAUCGCAGCAUGGCUGGCAGCGCGUACAGGUUUGUGAGUGCACUGGUGCUACUUUGUUUUGGUGCAGUUGUGCUUUUGGGAGGAACUCCAGCAACUGUGAUGGGAGCGAUCAAGGCGCACGAGGGCAGCGAGCUUGGCGAGCUUGAGCAGUAUGGAUCUGGCUUGCGACUAGGCCGCGAAAUUGAGCCUGAGAUGUUGAGCAAGUAA